Messenger RNA from Drosophila subobscura, 2495 nucleotides. RefSeq names its product serine/arginine repetitive matrix protein 1-like. The record is from RefSeq and is a predicted model, not a curated record. The transcript is spliced from 5 exons. Bases 135 to 2495 code for a protein of 786 amino acids. NCBI's taxonomy places the organism in Eukaryota, Metazoa, Arthropoda, Insecta, Diptera, Drosophilidae.
UUGAACAUUUCAGGAAUGGAUUUGGGCGUCAUUUGAGACAGACUGUCAUUUAAUUUAAUAAACAUACACUUUCUUAAUAAAUAUUUAUUGAACAUUUCUGAAAUUUCAAUUGCGCAAAGCAUCGAGUCACCAAGAUGUCCAAGGAAAGUGAAAACUUGUUUAAUAAAUUCGUUUCAGCGGCACCAAAAAAGCAAUUCAGUGUUCCGCCAAUAACUCCAAAGAACCAUGAAAUAAAUGGCAAAAUAUUCAAAAAUACAAAUAAAGGGAAAAACAUUUUGAAGGGGACGGUGGCUGCUGACAAUAUUGUCGCUCACCGAGAUGAUAUUGAAAUUGGCAAAUUAUGGCUAAUGGCUGCGCCCCCCGAAAGGCAAACGCGCAGCAACAAAGCCAUGGAUACAUUUGAUUGUGUAGCAGUUAAGAUGGCGCACGUCCAGGCAGAGAUACAGCCGCAAUUCAGGAACAUUGAAAAGACACAACAGGCAGCCUCUAAGGAUUUCAAUCAGCAUCAUAAAUGUGCACAGAUGGAGGCCGCAUUCUGCGAUUCGGAGGGGCUCAUCCGUUCCGCACCUGACUUUCUCACCAAGAAGAAGGAAGCUGUACUGGAAUCACAGAAAGCUGUGCCUAAAAGCGUUGUUAUUGAGCAGUCUAUUGAGUGUUCCGAAGAUUCAAAGGAUUGCCCUGAGUUCAACCAGCAGCAGCAAGAGAAUGCCAAUUUUCUGAAAGAAAAAGUUGAAAGCUAUGAAAGUGUGCAGGUUCCAAACGAAGAUAUCAAACAGUUGCCAUCAAAGAAGAAUCUUCCAGAGGCUUCGGGAAUUGAGGAAAAUGAAUCCGCUGAUUUCAAUAAAGGGUUAAAUGAUGGGCUUACGGAGAAAGUUAAUCAAGUAAAAGAACAAGCUACUGCUGAAACGAUUGCACUGGUAGAAGGCGCAGUCGGUAGAGAUUCGGAGCCAACAAAAAAGUCUAAACAGAAACAAAAACCACAGCCAAUCGGUGACUGCGCAGAAGUCAAAGUUAGUAGAGAUUCGGAUAAAUCGAAGCCAUCAAACAAUUUGAAGCAGGAAGAACAUCAACUGCAAAUAAGUGACUGCGAAGAAGGCGCAGCUGGCAGAGGUUUUGAACAAUCGAAGAUAUCAAAAAAGUUGAAUCAGAAAGAAAAACCACAGUCAAUCGGUGACCGCGAAGAAGGUGAAGUUCCCAGCGAUGAUGAUUCUCUCUGCAAACCCGACAAAGGGAACGAUGCGAAGGGCAACAACUGCUAUCAGAUGUUCGAGAAGAGACAGCUGACAAAGACUGUCCCCAGAGGCGCCUCAGUUUCUGGCAAUUAUUUUCUGGGACUUGUGCCACCUGCAUUAAUUCCUGCCAUCCACUACGAGAAAUCGGCAGCAGAGCCGUUCUUCCCACAGCACAGGCCACUUAUGAGGAUUGGUACGCUGCUGCGGACUCCAUUGUUCAUUAAGGCAUUGCCCUUUGUAAUGGAAGAGGUUAAGCAGCGGCAGGAGUUGGUCACCCACCGGACCACUAACACGGUUGGCACUUCAAUCACAUGGAAAAGCAACAGCAAUUCAUUCUCCCCUACCAAGGAGAGAGACUUGUCUCGCAGGAAUAGCCACAAGGAGACCCACUCCGGUGGCUCUUCCCCAGUUAAUCGAAUGAAAACCCAUUCGCAGCCAGUCCCUGGAAAUAAAACCCAAUCGCCGGCAGUCACUGCAAAGAUGACUCACUCACCGCCAGCUACUUUGCAGAAACCCGACUCGUUGCCAGUCACUUUGAAGAGAUCUGGCACCAGAUCCGGACUGUCACCCAGUGUAUCUCCUCCUAGAUAUACCAGACACCUUGGCUCAUUGAAGGCCGUCACAAAGCGCCGUCGUUCUCGCAGUUCCAGUCGUGAUUGUCGAGCCGAAAAUCAACGCGCCACUAGGCCGAGUCCAAGACCAGCACAUUCGACAAGGAGAAUUUCGGAUAGACGACUCAGGUACCUGAUAGGAUCGCCGCAUUCAAGUAACCGUCGGUCGGCGGCCCGUCGCUCCCCUAGUCCUCCUAAGAGACGUCGAUCGCCCAGUCGUUCGUCCAUGCGCCUUCGAUCGCCAAGUUCUUCCAUGCGCCGAUCGAUCGCCAAGUCGUCAUCCCGUGUCGACCGUAGUCGACCCAUACAGCCUCGCUGUCCUAGUCCGCCCAUACGUCAUCGUACGUACAAUGCGCCCAAACAAUUUUCAGCUAUCCGUCGUUCAAAACCACAGAUGAAUGGGAUAGUAGAGCGACGUUUACGAAGUGUAUCCCCUAUGCUACCACGAAAGCGCAAGUUGAGUGCCUCAUCGUCCAGUUCAAAUGACACCACCCUAAAAGGAUCACCUCCAGAGGUAAGACCCACUCAAAAAAUGCCUCGCAAGCUCGUUUUGCAACUGAAACUGGCGCGCUUGAAUAAACAAAUUGGGGAACCGAAAAGGCUGCGACUGUUAAAGAUGAAAUUAGCAGCUAAAAUGAAGGCUAAAUACUGA